AUGAUGGGCUAUGGGGAGUCAGAACUGGAGUCGGCGGAAGAAGAGGCCGUGGCGGCCCCGGGGCCACCACCAGUGCCUCGAGCCUCGGAGCCCCGAGCCCCAGUGCCCGAGCCCGGCCUGGACCUGAGCCUGAGCCCGAGCUCGCGGGCCGAGAGCCCCGAGCCGCCGAGCUGCAGCCCCGGGCGGCGGAAGGGGCGGGCGGGCCGACGGAGCGGGGGUAGGAAAGGGAAGCAGGUCCGAUUCCGCCUGGCGCCGACUUCCCCUAGCCGAUCCGAGCCCCUGCCGGCGACCGCUGUCCCGAGCGAGAAGUUCGCGGCGCAGCAGGAGCUAGGGGCGCCGGCGCUUCAGAGCACCCUGGCCUUAGGCCUCGAGCUGCAAGCUGCGCGAGCCGCUGCCGAGGGCCAGUUUGACGCUGCGAAGGCCGUGGAGGAACAUCUGAGAAAGUCGUUCCAGACCCGCUGCGGCCUGGAGGAGAGCGUUGCCGAGGGACUGAACGUACCCCGAUCCAGGCGCCUCUUCCGGGACCUGGUGAGCCUGCAGGUGCCGGAGGAACAGGUUCUGAACGCAGCGCUCAGGGAGAAGUUGGCUUUCCUCCCGCCGCAGGCCCGAGCCCCGCCCCCGAAGGAGCCAUCUGGAGCAGGGCCAGACAUGACCAUUCUCUGUGACCCAGAAACGUUGUUUUACGAAUCUCCACACCUGACCCUGGAUGGCUUGCCGCCUCUCCGCCUUCAACUGCGGCCCCGGCCUUCAGAGGAUACUUUCCUCAUGUAUCGGACAUUGAGGCGAUGGGAAACUUAG
Molecule: messenger RNA, 798 nt
Organism: Orycteropus afer afer
Lineage: Eukaryota; Metazoa; Chordata; Mammalia; Tubulidentata; Orycteropodidae
Gene: PPP1R35
Product: protein phosphatase 1 regulatory subunit 35
Exons: 4
Coding region: 1-798 (265 amino acids)
Biological process (GO): negative regulation of phosphatase activity
Molecular function (GO): phosphatase binding
Source: RefSeq, a predicted model, not a curated record